Molecule: messenger RNA, 3779 nt
Organism: Gracilinanus agilis (Agile Gracile Mouse Opossum)
Lineage: Eukaryota; Metazoa; Chordata; Mammalia; Didelphimorphia; Didelphidae
Gene: DHX30
Product: DExH-box helicase 30
Exons: 19
Coding region: 1-3696 (1231 amino acids)
Cellular component (GO): cytoplasm; intracellular anatomical structure; nucleus
Molecular function (GO): DNA helicase activity; ATP binding; G-quadruplex RNA binding
Source: RefSeq, a predicted model, not a curated record
AUGGCGGUCGCCCGGCGGCUCAUGGUUCUAGUGACCGGGGUGUCCCAGCGGCUGCCGCCGCUGCCGCCCCCCCCACCCCGGCGUCAGGGACAGUCGCGCGGCCUCUCGUCAGGCUGCCCCCGCGCCUGCUCCGACAGCGCCAAGGAACUCGACGAGAUCGAGGCGGCGGCGGCCGAACAGCAGCCGCCCCCGGCCCCCAGCGGGCCCCGGCCCGGGGCCGGGAACGGGAGCAUGGUGAACGCUUCUAGGGAUUUGUUGAAAGAAUUCCCACAGCCCAAAAACCUUCUCAACAGUGUGAUCGGAAGAGCCCUUGGCAUCUCUCAUGCAAAAGACAAACUGGUCUAUGUCCACACAAAUGGGCCAAAGAAAAAGAAAGUCACACUGCACAUAAAGUGGCCAAAGAGCGUCGAGGUGGAAGGCUAUGGGAGUAAGAAGAUUGAUGCUGAGAGGCAGGCUGCAGCUGCUGCAUGCCAGCUCUUUAAGGGCUGGGGCCUUCUGGGACCCCGGAAUGAACUCUUUGAUGCAGCUAAAUACCGAGUGCUGGCUGACAGAUUUGGUUCCCCAGCUGACAGUUGGUGGCGACCAGAGCCUACUAUGCCACCCAACUCCUGGAGACAGCUGAACCCUGAGAGCAUCCGGCCAAUGGGGCCGAGUAAUCUAUCCCGCUCAAUGGGCCGAGAGGAAGAGGAUGAGGAAGAAGAAGAGCUAGAGGAAGGGACAAUUGAUGUUACUGACUUCUUGUCUAUGGCCCAACAGGAGUCUCAUACUCCACUCAGGGACACAAGAGGGGGCUCCUUUGAGAUGACAGAUGACGACAGUGCUGUCCGAGCACUUACUCAGUUCCCGCUUCCCAAGAACCUUCUGGCCAAGGUGAUCCAGAUUGCAACCUCGUCCUCCACCGCCAAGAACCUCAUGCAAUUCCACACUGUGGGUACCAAGACAAAGCUCUCUACUCUAACCCUGCUCUGGCCCUGUCCCAUGACUUUUGUUGCCAAGGGGCGUCGCAAAGCAGAGGCAGAAAAUAAAGCAGCGGCCCUGGCCUGCAAGAAGUUGAAGAGCCUGGGCCUAGUGGAUAGGAACAAUGAACCACUGACUCAUGCCAUGUACAACCUGGCCUCUUUGCGAGAACUAGGCGAGACACAGCGUCGGCCCUGCACCAUCCAAGUGCCAGAGCCCAUUCUACGAAAGAUGGAGAACUAUCUGAACCAUUACCCCGUGGAAAAUCCUUGGAUCUCCCCGGAGCCUAGGCUGCAGAAUGAGGAUCCCUUGCACUUGAGCAAGGACACGGGGCCCCUGAGUGACCCUAUCACAGGGAAGCCUUACAUUCCUCUGUCGGAGGGAGAGGAGCUGCGGCUAAGCCAGGGGCUGUUGGAGUUGUGGCGGCGGCGUGGGCCUUCCUGGCAGGAGACUCAUCAGCUUCCUGUGGACCCACACCGGGAUACCAUCUUGUCAGCAAUAGAGCAGCACCCUGUGGUUGUGAUCUCAGGGGACACAGGCUGUGGCAAGACAACACGGAUACCACAGUUGCUGCUGGAACGUUAUGUGACGGAGGGCCGCGGGGCCCGGUGUAAUGUGAUCAUCACCCAGCCCCGCCGCAUUUCAGCUGUAUCUGUGGCCCAGCGUGUUAGCCAUGAACUGGGACCCUCCCUGCGACGAAAUGUAGGAUUCCAGGUACGACUGGAGAGUAAGCCACCGGCCCGGGGAGGAGCCCUGCUCUUCUGCACUGUGGGCAUCCUUCUGCGGAAGUUGCAGAGCAACCCCAGCCUUGAGGGCGUGAGCCAUGUCAUUGUAGAUGAAGUACAUGAACGAGAUGUCAAUACAGACUUUCUGCUGAUCCUGCUGAAGGGGCUGCAGCGGUUGAACCCAGCUCUGCGGCUAGUGCUAAUGAGUGCCACAGGUGACAAUGAGCGCUUUGCUCGAUACUUUGGUGGCUGCCCAGUCAUCAAGGUGCCUGGCUUCAUGUACCCAGUGAAGGAGCACUACCUAGAAGACAUCUUGGCCAAAUUGGGCAAGCACCAGCACCGGCACCGGCAUCAUGAGUCUGAGGAUGAGUGCGCCCUGGAUUUGGACCUCAUGACUGAUCUGGUUUUGCAUAUUGAUGCCCGGGGAGACCCAGGUGGGAUUCUGUGUUUCCUGCCUGGCUGGCAGGAGAUCAAAGGAGUACAGCAGCGCCUGCAGGAGGCCUUGGGCUCCUAUGAAAGCAAGUACCUGAUCUUGCCAGUGCACUCCAACAUCCCCAUGAUGGACCAGAAGGCAAUUUUCCAGCAGCCCCCAACAGGGGUGCGCAAGAUUGUCUUGGCCACCAACAUUGCUGAAACAUCCAUCACGGUCAACGACAUAGUACAUGUGGUGGACAGUGGCCUGCACAAGGAGGAGCGCUAUGACCUUAAGACCAAGGUGUCCUGCCUAGAAACAGUGUGGGUGUCAAGGGCAAAUGUGAUCCAGCGCCGAGGACGGGCUGGGCGGUGCCAGUCAGGCUUUGCCUACCACCUGUUUCCUCGAAGCAGGCUGGAGAAAAUGGCACCUUUUCAGGUGCCUGAAAUUCUGCGCACCCCCCUAGAGAACUUGGUGUUGCAAGCGAAGAUCCAUAUGCCUGAGAAGACGGCCGUCGAAUUCCUAUCCAAAGCUGUGGAUAGCCCUGACAUCAAGGCUGUAGAUGAGGCUGUGAUCCUUCUGCAAGAGAUUGGUGUGCUGGACCAGCGGGAAUUCCUGACCACGCUGGGCCAGCGCCUCGCCCAUAUCUCCACGGACCCUCGGCUCGCCAAGGCCAUCGUCCUGGCAGCCAUCUUCCGCUGCCUACAUCCUCUGCUAGUUGUUGUCUCCUGUCUCACCCGAGACCCCUUCAGCAGUAGCUUGCAGAACCGUGCUGAGGUGGACAAGGUGAAGGCACUAUUGAGCCACGAUAGUGGAAGUGACCACCUGGCUUUUGUGCGGGCUGUGGCUGGUUGGGAGGAGGUGCUGCGCUGGCAGGAUCGUAGUUCUCGUGAGAACUACCUGGAGGAGAACCUACUUUAUGCUCCCAGCCUGCGUUUUAUCCAUGGCCUCAUCAAACAGUUCUCAGAGAACAUUUAUGAGGCCUUCCUGGUGGGGAAACCAUCAGACUGCACCCUGCCCUCCGCCCAAUGCAACCAAUACAGUGAGGAGGAAGAACUGGUGAAAGGGGUGCUAAUGGCUGGGCUUUACCCCAACCUCAUCCAGGUGAGGCAGGGCAAGGUGACCCGGCAAGGGAAGUUCAAGCCCAAUAGUGUCACCUACCGGACCAAAGCCGGCAAUAUCCUGCUGCACAAGUCAACCAUUAACAGGGAGGCCACUCGGCUGCGUAGCCGUUGGCUAACAUAUUUCAUGGCUGUUAAGUCCAAUGGCAGUGUCUUUGUGCGAGACUCCUCCCAGGUCCACCCCCUGGCUGUGCUGCUGCUGACCGAUGGAGACGUCCAUAUCAGAGAUGAUGGGCGACGUGCCACCAUCUCCCUGAGUGACAGUGAUCUCCUACGGCUAGAGGGUGAUUCACAUACUGUUCGGCUGCUACGGGAGCUUCGCCGGGCCCUAGGCCGAAUGGUAGAGCGGAGCCUCCGCUGUGAGUUGCCCGCCCUGCCGCCAGAUGUGCAGCAGGAGCACAGCCAGUUGCUGGCCUUGCUCGUGGAGCUGCUGCGUGGGCCUUGCGGUAGCUUCGAUGUUCGUAAAACCGCUGAUGACUGAGCCCCUUCCCCAUUCCCCGUCCCUGGGGCUAUGUACAGAGCGCAAAUGUUUAUUUAAAUAAAGUUCUAUUUAUCCCUUGUGAA